UCCCUACCCCAUGGCUUGGAGACGGAUGUGUUUGAACCCUCCACGCACGCACCCAUUGGAUUCGUCCUCCAAAUCUGUCUCCUCUUCGGAAAAUCCGAAGCUCCCAAAAGCCUGGCCGGCCCAGAUCGAGGGAACCAUCGCUCUCUCUCUCUCCCCCUCUCUCCACGCGGCUCCAAACCAAGACGGCCUCCUCCUACUUACUCCCAACGUGUCCCGCGGUGUUACAUUUCCUUCUAUUAUUUUUAACACGGUCCCGUUGCAUUGAAUAGAAUCCUUCUAGAAGCUCCCUCUCCUUUCUCUCUCCUUUUCUUCCUCCUCUCUUCUCGCUUUCACCGUCCUCUUUCUCUAUCAUCUCUAUCCCAUCUUCUUUCUCAGCAAGAUUGCAUUUAUUUCUUCACAAUCUUAAACCCUUCUCUGUCCGCGAUUCAACUUUCAAUCACAUAAAACAUCUCUCUCUCUCUCGGAGGCUCAUACGGCUUUCGCUCACCAACUUACUGCACCAGUGCCUUAACCACCCCCCAACGCCCCCUCCCUUUUAAAAAUCCCUGCUUGUUUGUUUCCUCCACUCCUUCCCUCCCUAUUUUCUAAUCUUUUAUUUCUAUUAAACCAAUUCAACCCGAAAAAAUCAUCCCUCUCUCUCUACGACUCCGCCUUUGACCUUCUCCUGGUCUUUCUUCCCUUCUCCUCCUCUUCCUCCUCUUAAUAUCUCUCUCAUCUUCAUUCGUUCUUCAAUUCCUGGCAAGUCUUAGCUCAAUACCAGAAAUCAUGGCUUCCGUCCUUCUCUAACCCUAACCGCAAGAAGCCAAAAAAAUGGCCCAGGACCGGCCUCUCUUGGACCCAUCCCCACGCCCUCCACCUGCUCCUCUCCUCCCCGAGCCCCCCAUCCGACUCGAUCCCGCCGCCCGCUCCGCCCGCGUCGACCGGAUCUCCUUCGUCGCCGACACCCCCGUCCCUCGCCGUGGCUCCCGCGCGGACUCCGACCGCCUCGCCGCUUCCCAGAGGGAGCUCUCCGACGACGACGCCCGCCUCGUCUACAUCAACGACCCCUCCAGGACCAACGAGCGCUUCGAGUUCGCCGGCAACUCUAUCCGCACCGGCAAGUACUCCGUCCUCACCUUCCUCCCCCGCAACCUCUUCGAACAAUUCCACCGCGUCGCCUACAUCUACUUCCUCGUAAUCGCCGUUCUCAACCAGCUCCCUCAGUUGGCCGUCUUCGGCCGCGGCGCCUCCGUGCUCCCCCUCGCCUUCGUUCUCCUCGUCACCGCCGUCAAGGACGCCUACGAGGACUGGCGCCGCCACCGCUCCGACCGCAUCGAGAACGGCCGCACCGCCAGCGUCCUCGCCGGCGCCGGCGCCGGCGGCCGCCAAUUCCAGCCCGUGCGCUGGAAGGAUAUCCGCGUCGGCGAGAUCAUCAGAAUCGCCGCCAAUGAGAGCAUCCCCUGCGACAUGGUCCUCCUCUUCACCAGCGACCCCACCGGCGUCGCCUACGUCCAGACCAUCAACCUCGACGGCGAGUCGAACCUUAAGACUCGGUACGCCAAGCAGGAGACGCUUUCAAAGUCCGUCGACAUGGAGGGAUUCACCGGCUUCAUCCGGUGCGAGAGGCCGAAUCGGAACAUCUACGGCUUCCAUGCUAACAUGGAAAUCGACGGAAGAAAGGUGUCUUUGGGGCCUCCAAAUAUAGUUCUCCGGGGUUGCGAGAUAAAGAACACGGCUUGGGCCGUCGGCGUGGCGGUGUAUGCCGGGACGGAGACUAAGGUUAUGCUCAAUAGCUCGGGGGCGCCGUCGAAGAGGAGCCGGCUGGAGACCCAUAUGAACAGAGAGACGCUGCUCCUCUCCGGGCUGCUAAUUACUUUGUGCUUAGUAGUGUGUGUUCUUGCCGGAGUUUGGCUGAGGAACCACAAGGAUGAGCUGGAUUACUCGCCCUAUUUUAGGAAGAGGGCCUCGCCUGAUGACGAUAGUUCUUACAACUACUAUGGAAUUGGGAUGCAGAUCUUUUUCACGCUCCUAAUGUCAGUCAUCGUGUUCCAGAUCAUGAUUCCCAUUUCUCUUUACAUAUCGAUGGAGCUGGUUCGGCUCGGGCAGGCCUAUUUCAUGAUUCGGGACGCGAGUUUGUAUGAUGAGGCCUCAAAUUCGAGGUUCCAGUGCAGGGCAUUGAACAUAAAUGAGGAUUUGGGGCAGAUUAAGUAUGUGUUCUCAGACAAAACUGGGACUUUGACGGAGAACAAGAUGGAAUUCCAGUGUGCAAGCAUUAACGGGGUCGAUUACAGUGGUGGGAAAGCUUCUUUGCCGGGAGAUGGGGAAGCGUAUUCAGUUGUAGGCGAUCAGUUCUGGAGGCCAAAACUGUUGGUGAAGACUGACCCUCAGCUAGUGAGGUUACUGAGAAGUGGAGGGGAGAGGGGGGAAGGAAUGCGUGCCCGUGAGUUCUUCCUUGCACUUGCAGCUUGCAAUACCAUUGUGCCUCUGACUGUCGAGACUCCAGACCCUAAGCGGAAGUUGAUAGAUUAUCAGGGUGAGUCUCCUGAUGAGGUGGCACUGGUUUAUGCAGCUGCUGCAUACGGCUUUGUGCUUGUCGAACGGACCUCUGGGCACAUAGUCAUUGAUGUUCUUGGGGAAAGGCUGAGAUUUGAUGUGUUGGGCCUCCAUGAAUUUGAUAGUGACCGCAAGAGGAUGUCGGUUAUCAUUGGCUGUCCUGAUAAGACAGUAAAACUAUUUGUGAAAGGUGCAGACAAUUCUAUGUUUGGAGUCAUAGAGAGAUCUAUAAAUUUGGAUAUAAUUCAAGCAACUGAGACUCACCUUCAUGCCUACUCAUCAUUGGGUCUUCGAACAUUGGUCAUCGGUAUGCGAGAGUUGAGUAGAGCUGAGUUUGAUGACUGGCAGUCUGCCUAUGAGAAAGCAAGCACAACACUGUUUGGGAGGGGAGGCUUACUACGAGCAGUUGCAGCUAAUGUAGAAUGUAAUCUCCACAUAUUGGGGGCCUCCGGAAUUGAAGAUAAACUGCAACAGGGUGUACCUGAAGCCAUAGAAUCUCUUAGACAAGCAGGGAUCAAGGUCUGGGUUUUGACAGGUGAUAAGCAAGAAACUGCCAUUUCCAUUGGCUAUUCUUGUAAGCUCCUAACAAGUGAAAUGACUCAGAUUGUUAUAAAUAGUCAUUCCAAGGAUUAUUGUCGAAAGAGUCUAGAAGAUGCGAUUGCCAUGACUGACAGACUAGCAGCAAUGUCUCUUGGGGCACAGAAUACUAUAACAGGCACUGAAUCUCAGAGGGUCCCUAUCGCUUUGAUCAUUGAUGGUACCAGCCUUGUGUAUAUUCUUGAAACUGAGCUGGAAGAAGAGUUAUUCAAAGUAGCUACAGCAUGCGAUGUUGUCUUAUGUUGCCGUGUGGCUCCACUCCAAAAAGCUGGGAUAGUUGCACUUAUAAAGAACCGAACAGAUGAUAUGACUCUUGCUAUUGGAGAUGGUGCAAAUGAUGUUUCAAUGAUCCAAAUGGCUGAUGUUGGGGUUGGCAUCAGUGGCCAAGAGGGACGACAAGCUGUCAUGGCCUCGGAUUUUGCCAUGGGACAGUUCCGAUUCUUAGUAACUCUUUUAUUGGUUCAUGGUCAUUGGAAUUACCAAAGGAUGGCCUACAUGAUCUUAUACAACUUUUACAGGAAUGCUGUAUUUGUCUUCAUGCUUUUCUGGUAUGUACUCUAUACAGCUUUCAGCUUGACGACUGCAAUAACUGAAUGGAGUAGUGUGUUGUAUUCCGUGAUCUAUACAGCUCUUCCUACCAUUGUCGUUGGAAUUCUGGACAAGGAUCUGAGUAGGAAGACACUGCUGAAGUACCCGCAGCUCUAUGGUUCUGGUCAAAGGGAAGAAAGAUACAACCUAAAGUUGUUCAUCCUAACUAUGAUGGACACUGUUUGGCAAAGUCUGGCUAUUUUCUUCAUCCCUUUUCUUGCAUACAGACACAGCACCAUCGAUGGAUCCAGCUUAGGAGACAUAUGGACACUUGCGGUAGUCAUUUUGGUAAACAUCCACUUGGCCUUGGAUGUGUUUCGGUGGAAUUGGAUCACACAUGCAUCUAUGUGGGGCUGUAUAGUUGCCACGGCCAUUUGUGUCAUCAUCAUAGACUCCAUACCAGUACUGCCGGGUUACUGGUCUAUCUAUCAUGUAAUGGGGACUGGAUUAUUUUGGUUGUUAUUACUCGGCAUUACGGUAGCAGGGAUGGUUCCUCGUUUUGCUAUGAAGGCUUUUACUGAGUAUUUCAUGCCCAGCGAUAUACAAAUUGCUAGAGAACUAGAGAAGUUUGGAAAUUUAAAUGAGGCUACUGCUUCAGAAAUUCCAAUGAGUACAUUCUCACAACCUCAGCAGGGGUUUAUAUGACAAUUUUUGUUUUUCUUGUUUUUUGCACUUGUGUGUAUAUUAUUCUUUCAGCUGUAAGUUGGAUAUCUUGCCAAUUGCAAGCUUUUUGCCAAUCCAAAGAGAUAGAUUUGUAAUCCCACAGUGUGUAUUAAUCUUUGAUUUUUUUGUUAAAUCAAAUGCAAAUUAGUGAUAUAUGGCAUACCUUGUCAAA
This is a messenger RNA of Phoenix dactylifera (date palm), 4552 nucleotides long. Lineage: Eukaryota; Viridiplantae; Streptophyta; Magnoliopsida; Arecales; Arecaceae. The record is from RefSeq and is a predicted model, not a curated record.